This is a messenger RNA of Struthio camelus australis, 3300 nucleotides long. The record is from RefSeq and is a predicted model, not a curated record. Lineage: Eukaryota; Metazoa; Chordata; Aves; Struthioniformes; Struthionidae.
UGCUGUUGGAUGGUGCCAGGCUCUCACCAUUCUCUCCCGCUCCAGUUUGUCCUGAAGAACUAUGGGGAGAACCCGGAGAACUACAACGAGGAGCUGCGGAAGCUGGAGGUGCUCCGGCAGAGCGCCGUGAACGUGCCCAGGGACUUCGAGGGCUGCAGCACGCUGAGGAAGUACUUUGGCCAGCUCCAUUACCUGCAGAGCCGGAUCCCCAUGGGCGCCGAGCAGGAGGCCGCCGUUCCCAUCGCAUGGACAGAGAUCUUUUCGGGCAAGACGGUGACUCAUGAGGACAUCAAGUAUGAGCAGGCGUGCAUCCUCUACAACCUGGGUGCGCUGCACUCCAUGCUGGGUGCCAUGGACAAGAGAGUGUCUGAGGAGGGCAUGAAGGUUUCGUGCACCCACUUCCAGUGUGCUGCUGGGGCUUUUACGUACUUGCGGGAUCACUUCCCCCACUCCUACAGCGUAGACAUGAGUCACCAGAUCCUCAACCUCAACAUCAACCUCAUGCUGGGCCAGGCACAAGAGUGUCUCCUGGAGAAGUCCAUGCUGGACAACAGGAAGAGUUUCCUCGUGGCCCGGAUCAGUGCCCAGGUUGUGGAUUACUACAAAGAGGCCUGCCGGGCUUUGGAAAACUCGGAGACUGCCUCGCUGCUGGGAAAGAUCCAGAAAGACUGGAAGAAAUUGGUUCAGAUGAAGAUCUACUAUUUUGCUGCUGUGGCCCACUUACACAUGGGAAAACAGGCCGAGGAGCAGCAGAAGUUUGGGGAAAGGGUCAUCUACUUCCAGAGUGCCCUGGAUAAACUCAAUGAAGCUAUCAAACUGGCAAAAGGCCAGCCGGAAACCGUCCAGGAAGCCCUGAGAUUCACCAUGGACGUAAUCGGUGGCAAGUACAAUUCAGCCAAGAAGGACAAUGACUUUAUCUACCACGAAGCUGUGCCUGCCUUGGACACCCUGCAGUCCGUGAAAGGUGCCCCGCUGGUGAAAGCCCUCCCUGUCAACCCCACGGACCCAGCUGUCACCGGCCCUGAUAUAUUUGCCAAGCUGGUUCCCAUGGCCGCCCACGAGGCGUCUUCGCUGUACAGCGAAGAGAAGGCUAAACUGCUGAGAGAUGUGAUGGCAAAGAUCGAAGCCAAGAACGAAGUGCUGGACCAGUUCAUGGACUCCAUGCAGCUGGACCCCGAGACCGUGGACAACCUGGACAUGUACAGCCACAUCCCCCCAAUCCUGAUGGAGAAGUGUGCCGCGCUGAGUGUGCGCCCGGACACGGUCAAGAACCUGGUCCAGUCCAUGCAGGUGCUCUCCGGGGUCUUCACUGACGUGGAGGCCUCCCUGAAGGAGAUCAGAGACCUCCUUGAGGAGGAUGAGGUUAAGGAGCGGAAGCUGCAGGAGCUGCUCGGGAGGAGCCCGCCACCGCAAGCAUCCCCUCCGUCCUCGGGGCUGGCUGAGGUCAGCAAGGAGUGCUCCAAGUACAUGGAGGUGCACGAGAAGGCCAGCUUCACCAACACGGAGCUGCACAAAGCCAUGAACCUGCACAUCGGCAACCUCCGCCUGCUCAGCGGGCCCCUGGAGCAGGUCCGGGCCGCGCUGCCCUCUCCCUCGCUGACCGAAGAUGACAAGCAGGUGCUGCAGAACCUGAAGCGGAUCCUGGCCAAGGUGCAGGAGAUGCGGGACCAGCGGACGUCCCUGGAGCAGCAGCUGCGUGAAAUGAUCCAGAAGGACGAUAUCACCACCUCACUGGUCACCACCGACCGCUCUGAGAUGAAGAAACUCUUUGAGGAGCAGCUGAAGAAAUAUGACCAGAUCAAGGUGUACCUGGAGCAGAACCUGGCUGCCCAGGAAAAUGUCCUGAAGGCCCUGACGGAUGCCAACGUCAAAUAUGCGGCCGUGCGCAAGGCCCUGGCCGAGGUGGAGCACAAGUGGAACACCACUGUUCAGACCUUGGUGGCCUCAUACGAAGCCUACGAGGACCUGAUGAAGAAAUCCCAGGAGGGGAAAGACUUCUACACGGACCUGGAGGGGAAAGCUGCCAAACUGCUCGAGAAGGCCCGGGCAGCCUGCCAAGCUGCUGAAGCCAACAGGCAGCAGAUCUUGGAGAAGGAGAUGAAGAAGCUGCCACCCCCUCGGCCCACAGCCCCCAAACCGGCCUUGCAGAAGAAGCCGUCGGAGCUGGAACUGGAGGCGUGGAUGUGUGUUGUCAGCCUUACGUCAGCCAUGCAGUCCCUGUGGCGUAGCUUGACAUCCCCAUUCGCUUGUGCCGACAAGGUGGCAGAAAUCAUAGGCAAGGUUCAGAGUAGCAGCAUGGGAACAAGAGCAAGGGGAAAAGUGGGCUUGCCCAGGACAGCUCAGCUGGUGGAGGAGAAGGGCAGAGCCCCGGUCAGGAGUCAAGGCCAGCCUCUGCUGCAGCCCACCAAGGCUGAUGCCAAGGAGGGCCAGAAGCCCAAGGCGGUGCAGCUCAUCGAGAACGACCCCUACGAGAAGCCGGAGCGCGUCCUGCGGCUCCUGGCGGAGCUGGACCGCUUCCGGGGCCUAGUGGAGCGCCUGGAGCGCCCGGGGCCCGGCGGCGCCACUGAGCUCGAUGCCGUCUGGAAGGAGCUGCAGGAUGCCCAGGAGCGGGAUGCCAGGCAGCUCUCCAUCGCCAUCGCCCGCUGCUACUCCAUGAAGAACCGUCACCAGGACAUCAUGCCCUACGACAGGAACCGUGUCGUCCUCUACUCGGGCAAGGACGACUACAUCAAUGCCAGCAGGGUGGAGGACCUAUCGCCCUACUGCCCGACCAUCAUCGCCACCCAGGCCCCGCUGCUCGGCACCGCUGCCGACUUCUGGCUCAUGAUCUACGAGCAAAAGGUCUCUGUCAUCGUCAUGCUGGUGUCGGAGCAGGAGCUGGACAAGGUAGGCUCUUCCCUGCCCGCCCAGUGCUGGUGCCGCGUGAGAGCUCGGCUGGUGAAGCACGCUGGCCCUGGGCUAGAGCUCUCUGCAGCCCUGAAGGAGGUGGAGGGAGGUUCCCUGUCCAUCUCGGUGCCUGUCGCCCUCUCCUCACGCAGCCAGGGUCAUGAGGGCAAAAGGCUGGCUCCCGCGCGGGGGGGGCCCCAGCCGGGGGUGCAGGGGCCCAUCACCCUCGUCCUCACCAGCCUCAAGGCCACCCCCACCCACGUGGAGAGGAUGAUCACGCUGCAGUACCGCGACCAGAGCCUCAAGCGCACCGUCAUCCACCUGCAGUUCACGUCCUGGCCGGAGCUGUAUGGCAUGGGGGCAGGGGACAGGGUGUGGGGGGCGGUGUGUGUGUGUGGGGGGGGCGGGAUGUGA